Molecule: messenger RNA, 966 nt
Organism: Mytilus californianus (California mussel)
Lineage: Eukaryota; Metazoa; Mollusca; Bivalvia; Mytilida; Mytilidae
Product: glucose-dependent insulinotropic receptor-like
Exons: 4
Coding region: 1-966 (321 amino acids)
Biological process (GO): G protein-coupled receptor signaling pathway
Cellular component (GO): membrane
Molecular function (GO): G protein-coupled receptor activity
Source: RefSeq, a predicted model, not a curated record
AUGGAGAGCGGUUACAUACUAGUGUUGCUGACACCGACAUUUAACAAUAGGAAUAUACAAUGCACUAUCUGGAACUCAUGUGAAAAUUCAGAAGUUCUUGACUCCAAUAACUAUUCAAAUUCGCUGAAAUGCAUAUCCACCUCAGACAGCAUUCAUGAAAGCAUUAAACAGGGUUUUGUCUCAAUUGAAACUCUUGUUACACGAGCAUCAGAGAAAACUCUCGACUUAUGCUUGAUUCGGAUUGGUUUUACAAUAGCUGCUUGCGUUGGUUCCUUGUUUGUUCUAAUGCUUAUUGCGGUAGACAGAUACAUCGCUGUUUUUAAAGGACUAAGAUAUAUUCAAAUAGUGAAACGGGGAAGAGUAAUAUUCGGAAUAGUUCUGGUAUCUAUCAUUUCACUUUCUGUUGGAUUCUUGCCAUUAAUGGGAUGGCGUGUGCCAACGUACCAUAAAUAUUGUUCCUUUUUGUAUGUUGUACCGGCUAACUACAUAAUUGUAUUAUUUUCCAGCUGCGUUUUUAUUCCAAUUACAGCCAUGUUUGUAAUAUAUGGGAGAUUGUACAAAAAUGCGCAAAUUCACAUUAAAAGAAUUGAAUCUAUUGAAAACAUUACUCAGCCUAGAUUAAGUAACGGACAAUUACGAAUUUCUCCAAGGACGGCAAAAUCUUUGAAAACUCUUACCGUUGUGUUUGGAUGUGUUCUAUUAACGUGGAUGCCUUUCUUGAUCACAUCUAUCGCACAAAUCAUCUGCGGAGACGAAGCUUGUUUUCUUAAGGACAUUGUCGGGACACAUUUGCUGAUAUUAGGAUUUUCAAAUUCAUUUUUGAAUCCAGUAAUAUAUGCUCUUGGGACAAAGGAUUUUAGAGAAACAUUUGUCCACACUUGUUUUGGAAGAUUGCCCUGUUUUAAUCAAAGACCGUCGCGGUCGCGAUCCAAUAUCUACCCUGUAUUCUCUAGAACACAACUUUAG